GGUGACUGCCCAGCAGGAGAACCGGAAGGGGAACUGGAGGAACCUGUGUCUGCUCCAGGGUAGGAUUUGCUAACUCUCUGUCACAGCCUACAUCAGUGGGAGCCAGGAGCAUCCAUAGCUUGUGGUGGACCUGCUGUGCUCAGAGCAUCCUAUGGUGGUGCCAGUGUCUCGCUCUGUGUCCUGGCAAGGUGAUGGACAGCAGAGCAGAGAUGGAGGUUGUGAGAAGCACGAAGGGGAACACCGCUGGGGAGGUCAGCGUCCACGUGGUCACCACCGAGAGCACUGUGCAGAGCACCCACCUGCCAACAACUGCCUUCAUCAUACCAGCAAACGCCACUGCCAUCAGCCUUCCCACGAGCACCUUAGAAAUCCAGCGAUUCCCCCGGGAACCACAGAGAAGCACAGGAGCCGAGAGGCCAGAGAGGGGAGCAGGGAGUGAGCCCAUCACAGCUACUGUCAUUCCCCAGAUCAGUGGGGUGCAGACCUGCAGCACAGUCCGUGUGCUGGAGUGGAAAGAUGGGGUGGCUACUUUGCCUGGGAGUAACCUGCGGUUCCGAAUUAAUGAGUACGGGACGCUGAAGGUAGUGAGUGCUGAUAAGAUGCCUCCAGUGGAAGCUGUAAAGGAGGGUCACACAGAGAAAGAUGGGGACCCAGAGGUGGCACCCACCAGCAGGGACAAUCCUACUGUGGCUCAGGAUGCGCCAGAGCAGACCAAGCUUCCAACAGCAGAAAGCAUGUGCCACUGUGAUACCUGUGGUCGCAGGCAUAUGUCAGAUGGAGCCCGGGAAGGCAGAGGCUUCUGCAGCGAACACUGUCACCAGCAGUUUAAAGAGAGGUCUGUCAUUGUGGAAAACUCUGCCAGCAGCACCAAUGCCACUGAAAUCCUCAAGCCAGUGAAGAAACGAAAGAGGAAGGAUUACCAGAGCCCUUCAGAGGAAGAAUACGAAUCAGAGCAAAUGGAAGAAAAGCAGGAAGAGAGGAAAAUCUCUACUGAGGACUCUGCCAUCAACAUCCCAGAGGCUGAUGCAUGGAACGGGAGCCAGCACGGUGCCAGUGAGGAGAAGAAAGAAGGCUGGUCUUGGGCGUCCUACUUGGAGGAGCAGAAAGCUGUCGCUGCCCCUUUAAAUCUCUUCCAGGAUUACCAAAUAGCUUCCCAGCACAAGAAUGGCUUUAAAGUGGGGAUGAAGCUGGAAGGGAUUGAUCCACAACACCCAUCUAUGUACUUUAUCCUGACAGUGGCUGAGGUGUGCGGUUUCCGAAUGCGCCUCCACUUUGAUGGCUACUCGGAGUGCCAUGAUUUCUGGCUGAAUGCUGACUCCCCUGAUAUCCACCCUGCUGGCUGGUUUGAGGAGACUGGGCACAAACUCCAGCCCCCAAAAGGGGUUGUAGGUUAUAAGGAAGAAGAAUUCAGCUGGACAAACUACCUGAAGAUAACAAAGGCUCAGGCAGCUCCUAAGCACCUCUUCAUGGUCCGAAAUGCUCACGAGGCUUCCCCAGGCUUUGAGGUGGGCAUGAAGCUGGAAGCUGUUGACCGCAUGAACCCUUCCCUCAUCUGUGUUGCCACAGUGACUGACGUGGUGGACAAUCGCUUUUUGGUGCACUUUGACAACUGGGAUGAUACUUAUGACUACUGGUGUGAUCCCAGCAGUCCAUACAUCCACCCAGUUGGAUGGUGUCAGGAGCACGGCAAACCCCUCACACCUCCUCAAGAUUAUCCUGACCCUGACAACUUCACCUGGGAAAAGUACCUAAAGGAAACUGGUGCAUCUGCUGUCCCAGCUUGGGCCUUUAAAGUGCGUCCACCCCACGGCUUCCUGGUCAACAUGAAGCUAGAGGCAGUGGACAGGAGGACUCCGUCCUUCAUCCGCGUGGCCAGUGUGGAGGACGUGGAAGAUCACAGGAUAAAGAUCCAUUUUGAUGGCUGGAGUCAUGUCUAUGAUUUCUGGAUUGAUGCAGAUCAUCCGGACAUCCACCCCAUAGGCUGGUGCUCAAAAACUGGACACCCACUGCAGCCUCCUCUCAGGCCAAAGGAACCAGCCUCCUCUGCCCAUGGGGGCUGCCCAACGCUGGGCUGCAAGAGCAUCCCUCACACCAAGAGCUCCAAGUACAGCUUUCACCACAGGAAGUGCCCCACACCGGGAUGCGAUGGGUCAGGACACGUGACUGGGAGAUUCACAGCCCAUUACUGCCUCUCAGGGUGCCCGCUGGCAGAGAAGAACCAGGGCAGGCUGAAAGCAGACCUGUCCGACAGUGAGGCCUCGGCUCGCAAGAGGAACCUCAUUGGCUUCUCUCAGCGAAAGAAGUCUCGGCACCAUGGGAGAGGGCGACCUCCAAAGUACCGGAAGAUCCAGCAGGAAGACUUCCAGACUAUUCCUUCAGACAAUAUGCACCAGUCACUCUUCAUGUCUGCGCUCUCUGCACACCCCGACCGCUCGCUCUCGCUCUGCUGGGAGCAGCACUGCAAGCUCCUGCCUGGGGUGGCCGGCAUCACAGCAGCCACAGUGGCCAAGUGGACCAUCGAUGAGGUCUUUAGCUUUGUUCAGACUCUGACUGGUUGUGAGGACCAAGCCAAGCUCUUCAAGGAUGAGAUGAUCGAUGGCGAGGCCUUCCUGCUGCUGACGCAGGCUGACAUCGUCAAGAUUAUGAGUGUCAAGCUGGGCCCCGCACUCAAGAUCUACAAUGCCAUCCUCAUGUUCAAGAAUGCUGAUGAUACCUUAAAGUGACUUUUCUUCACCCAGCUGGGACCCUCUCUUAGCAUCGGUGCUGCCAAACUGGUCAGGACAGAGAUUCCCCCUGACCGACCACGUCUUGUCAUGUCCUGCUCAUGUCCUCUUGGGUGCUGCAUCUCUGCUCUCCCACCAGUCCAUCUCCCAUCCUCUCCUUUCCACUCUACACUGCCCUUCUCCUCCAGCGCCGAGCAAAGGCUGGCCCCAAGCCUCGGGGGGGCUGCAGGGCAGAGGGUUGAUGUGGGAAUGGCCUCUCUUAGUGUGACAGCAGCACCCAGUGUCCCGCUGUGAGUGCACUGAUUCGGGGCAGUGGUGAGGCACAGGGGAGCAGUGUGGAGGGUGUAGCAGCUGGGGGCUGACACCACCAGUCAAAUCACCCAGGUAAGGGAAGGACUGACUGUCUCUGUAUGUCCUUGCACCCGUUUAAAGGCCGGUCUUGGCUUUGCUCAGCAGCUGAGAGAGGUUUUCAUUUUUCACCCCAGUGUGUUCCUCUGGGGGGCUCGUGCUGACAUUGUUUCCAAGGGACACUCUCGAGGAGCUUCUGCUCACUUUGCCUUCGUCUUUGCAUUCCUUUGACUUUCCCAUUCCAAGGCCAGAUGAUGACUUUUCUUUGCUCCUUCACUGCGCUGGGGACCAGUGGCCCAACUCUUGCGCCUUCCAAGGAGCACCAUGUCCUGGCUGCAGCUCUGCCUCAAACCAGUGUCUCUGCUUUAUUCCUCUUUACAGUAAUGCAGCACUCCAGGGCCCUACAGGGCCUGGGUUGGUGAGUGCAGAGCAAGCUUUAUUUCCUCUUGGGCUUCAGGCUGUCUUGGCCAGCACAUCUCUGGGAGAAAGGAUGCUUGGUUAACUUGCUCCCCUUGCAGCAAUUAGAAAAUGCUCUGCAAGGGAGAUUUGGACCCUCUUUGUUUCAGGUAUUGGGAACAAGGCCCUUUCUAGAGCAGAGACAGCUGCCAAGGAUAAGAAGCAUCCAUUCCUCCAUAGGCACAUUUGUUUCUGAAGGUGGUACUGAGUUGGCUGACUCAAUCCUGCCAAGCCACCUUUUCCCCCUAUUUUGCCUUCAAAAGGCCCCCAGGUUUUGCUGUUUGAAGAGCAGGAUCCUCUGCUGGUCCUGGAUCCCUCACCAGCAGACCUAGAAGAGAUUCAGCAGUUAACUGGGUUUCUUUCUGUCCCUUCAGUAGCGUAAUAUCUUUUCAACAAGGGUGCAGGCACUUUGGGAAUGCUGUCCCUUGUAAUGGAGUCCAGGACUCCAAAGCCAGGAAAGCCUCCAUGCCUGGGGGUCCUGGCAGACCUACAGUGAUGUGAUCCGAGUCCCACAUCCACUUUCUUUCCCAUUCCCAAGAACAACAUGUCGGUAGCAAAAUGUUCUUUUCCCCUUUCCCAGUGCCCAAAGACAGGGAUGAAGAGAUCUUAGCAAGUGCACCAGCAAUGUGCUUUGGAGCAGCACUGCCUUGGGAGCCACUGUCACCCCUGGGUCAAUCUGUUCAAGGCUUCCCAUGGAAAUGUAGCACUUUGACUCUGUUAUUGAAUAUUUGGGGUCACCUUUGACCUGCUCUUGAGACGUCUUGAGACAUCUGCUGCUUGCUCUUCACACAGGACUUGCAACUACUCCAUGUAUUUGUCUUGUCAAUGCUUGGGUUUGAUUUAGGCAGCUCUCCCUCUCCUUUCCUUUUGUAUGUUCUUCCACCUCUUCAAGCACUGCAUUGUGGCCAGCUGUGGAGAGAAGGGGAGUGGGAAUAACAGCCGUGUCUCUGGCUUCCACACUCACUCCCCAAAUCACCCUUGAUCCACAGUAAAUGGUCCUAACGUUGGUCUCUUCACUUGAUGGGGAGUCUCUUUUGGGGCCACUGUGUACUGAGGUGGAAGAAGAGGAGCCCUGGAGCCUUCAGCUGUGAGACUGCACAGUGCCAGCACUCUCCAGGUGGGAUCUGGAAUGGAACAGCUCCUUUCACAGGAUGUGGUUAUUGAGCUUGUGAGGAAUCAUCUUACGAAAGCAUCCUAUUCUGGCCUGCUCCAUGCUGUCAUGCUAACUCAUUCCUCCUAUUGGGGAAGGGACUAAGCCCUGCCCCGGGUGCUGGGAGAGGAGAUGCUACCCUGGUAUUGGAUCUGAACCAGUGUGAAGGAUGGAGAGCCUCGUGCUGCCCUGCAGAGCACAGGUGGUGGCGAGCUCAGAAGAUCCCUCCUGGAGGGGAAGAGGAGCCAAGAGCCACACCAUGGCAACCACCAGCAGCAGCUCUUGCUAUACUGUUGGGUGCGAUAAAGCCAUGCUCUGCCUGGGCACCAGCUCUGCCCAUGGGGUGCUGCCUUACUUUGGGCUCUUGUGAUCUCCCUCUGAGCAAGCAUCACAAACCAAGGUGCUCCCCUUGGCUCUGGGGCCUGGCUGUGCGGUUGGACCCAGGUCUCUGUUCAGGGAGGUGCUGCCAGGAAAACUGGCCCCACAGGAAGGGUGAUGCGAGGCCUCUGUCACCCACACUUACCCGCUGUCUCCAGCAUCACUUCAUCAGCCUCUUGGGCCAGCUCAGCCAUUUGGGUGCAAAGCUUCUGGAUUCAUCUGGGUGAGAGUUACAGGGUUUUUAGGUGGUCAAGGGCUAUUUACUGUUAAAACUUAGAACCUUCUUCUUGUUUUCUUUAAAACCAAACCAAACCCAAAGCAUUGUGUGUGUGUGUGUGUGUGUGGAUGGGUGUUUGUGGAAGUACCACGACACCAUUUCCCCUGCUGUUUGUGCAUUGCUGUUUUAAUGUAGUGCUCUCUGUGGCUGUGGAGGCAGCAGGCUCUGGGCCAGGGUCUUGGGUGCUGUGUCCUCUGGGAGCAGAAGUUGUCUGUGGUCCCAGCAGGAAGUCAGGAGAAGGAAGGUUUGCUGCACCCCUGGCCUCGGCAGCACCAUCACCACAGAGCGUUGACUGGGAGUCCCCCUCAGGUUGCAUUGAGGGCAGCUGUGACCAAGGCAGAAGCACCAAAGUUUUUCAUCCUUCCCCUGUUGCCCAACCAAACUCCUCAGGGGGAUGUUCCCUGCCGGGUCACCGGGGUGCUGGAGAAGGACAGUGGGGCUGAGUGUGGCCACAGCUUCCUCGCUGGGGUGCUUCUGAGAGCUGUGGCUGCAGCCAACAUUGCCAAGUCAAUGAGGAGCUGUUCAAGUCAUGGGUUUGUGGGUAGAGGCCCCCAGCCUGUGCUCCUGCCACUCUUGUUGGCUUGGGGAGAUGUCCCACCAUGUGCUCCAGACUCGGGCACAAAGUGUCUUUGGGGAUGCAGGUGUCUUGGGGCAUGGGAGCAGUUGGAGCAUCUUCCUCUGCAUGGAAAUGGGCAGCAUCGUGGUGGUGCGAGGCCACGGUCUCCAUCUCCAUGAGAGCAGGCAGGAGCGUGGCCAUGCCGGCCUCUGCCUUCCCUUGGUGCCUUCCACGUCCAUCACAGGCACUUUGAGAUAAGGCAGAAACCCUCCAGAUGGCCUCAAAGGGAUGGCAGAGAUUUUGCAGUGGCAAAGCUGGGGCUGUGAGUGCAGCUGAGGGAGAGCAGGAGGGAGCUGGGAGAGGGAUGUGACUCAGCCACUUCGGUUCCUCUCUCAACCGCUGGGAGGGGAGGGAAGGCGCUGGGGGCUGCGGCUUGGUUCCUUCCUCCACUCCACCCCUUCCCUCUGGGGCCGGUGCCUGCUCAUCCCUGCAGGGGCACAGGGGAAGGGGCAGGAGCAGGGUUCUGGCAGCAGAAACUUUUUUGCACUU
Molecule: messenger RNA, 6437 nt
Organism: Melopsittacus undulatus (budgerigar)
Lineage: Eukaryota; Metazoa; Chordata; Aves; Psittaciformes; Psittaculidae
Product: L3MBTL histone methyl-lysine binding protein 1
Exons: 22
Coding region: 192-2723 (843 amino acids)
Biological process (GO): negative regulation of DNA-templated transcription
Cellular component (GO): nucleus
Molecular function (GO): zinc ion binding; chromatin binding; histone binding
Source: RefSeq, a predicted model, not a curated record